CAGACGCUUUGACUUGUCAGCGCAGGAACAGCGCAGGUGUUUACUGACAACACUAACGACGACCGCGAGCACACACGCACGACGCCGGGCCCCAGAAACUGAAGCGGCUACACGGAAUUCAGCCAUCGUUCACUGGAUUUGCUUUUCCCUCUGUCACCUACCAAAUUAUCUUCUGUGAAAAAUGGCUGACGGUGUUACAUUGAACACUAUAGUAUAUAUUCUUCUGCUGAGGCCGGACAUUUCCUUAUGUAUUCGGUAUAAAUAAGCAAUGACCCUCUUCGUUGGGCAGCUGUGCUAACAGCAAAGCCUCGUUUUGACCCAGAAGUUGUCCGGCAGUAUAAUCCGUAGGUGUGCCAAUCUACGUCGUCCAGAAGUUACGCCUACUUUGCUGCUACAGUCUGCUCAAUCUCGCCCUGCGUUUAGCCACAUUUUCAAGCACAUAACUCUUUUAUCUCUUUUGAAAGAUGUCUUUGAGUGAGAGAAGUGUUGAGGAGAUCAGCAAGUUGCUUGCUGAAUACGGCAUUAAACAUGGACCCAUAGUAGACUCUACUCGAAAGCUGUAUGAGAAGAAGCUUGAACAGGCCAUGGAGAACGCUCCUGUGAAAGCCUCCUCUGAUAAGACCUACUACAGAGAGGAAGAUCCACCCCGGACCAUCUGGCUUAUGGAGAAAGAAAGUGGUGGUGUAGUUUUUCCACCCCAGGACUACUUUCUCCAUGUUGAACUCACCACUGAGGUAACAUAUCUUGUUGAGGGUCAAAACUGGGUACCAGUUUCAGCUGUGCCAGUACCCACAGCAGGUGGUUCAUACAUACUGUAUACUCAGGCAGUGGUUUCAGAUUCCGUUUUCCCCCUCAGAGCACACAGUCUCGCCCUCUUCCAUCUCCACCUCCAAGAAAGUACUCAAGGGUCAAGCCAAACUAACCUGAGGGGGGUCCAAGGGGCCAUUGAGGAGUUUAUCCAGGUGGCUGAGGCUCUCCCUACUUUGGCAGCAGAGAUGAGGAAAGCGGGCAAAUGCAAGACAGGUUCACCAGGCAGGAGGUGGAGACCUUGAAGGCCACUUUCCAGUGUCUCAUAUGUCAGUCUGAAAUGGAAGGUCCACCACUGGUGCUGUGCUGCCGAAGCUUCAUUGAUGCCAGGAAUGUAUUUCAGUCCUACUGACAAGCGAAGCCUGCCCAAAGUGCAGGGCUCCAAUUAGCCUGGACAGGAGUGUUGAUCAUGGAGAAACUACAGAAGCCACAUUAUAAAGAAAUUAAAGCUUGGCCAGAUAUUUUCACAGCUUGACAUAUUGCAUGCACCGUGUUACAGUGAGCAUGGAUUUCAAUAAUAUGAAUUGCUAGGCCUUUUGGGUGAGCACAUGCAUUUCGGGGCAAAUACUGAGGUCAUGGAGCCAACAGAUCUAAUUUUGCCCUCCUAAAAUUAUUGCACAACUUAAUUUUGCUUUUCAUGUGUGCAUUGUAUCUUUGUAGCUACACUGAAUCAAUUAAAGGUCAUUUUUGAAGCAGCAAUAAUAAUGACUAUGAAUGAUUAUUAGUAUUUCUUAAUACAUGACAAAUGAGUGUGACAAAGUUUGAUGCUCUAUGAAGUGGUCGAUGGAAAGAAAUAUGAGUAAUGUCUACUUGAAUACUUUACAGUAGUGUAUUAGGUCCAUUGUGGGUUAAAAAAAAAUUACAGAGCUAGGGGAGAGGGAUCAUGCUCAGAGAAAAAACUCUGAAUUUCCAAGAUUAAAGUCGUACAUUCACAAGGAAGAAACUCGGAUAUUCCCUGAGAUUAUAAAGUUAUAAAUUAACGAGAAAAAAACUGAACAUUUGUCUUUUUGCUUCACUUCGCAAGGUUGGAUCAAUCUCAUCACACUACAGACGCCGCUGCUAAGCCUGCAGUGGAUGACCUAAUCAAAUUAUACUUAGCAAUUGGAUUCAGCAAUAAGGAAAUAGUCAAGAUUUUUAGCCCAGAAUCACCAUAUUAUCAUAAGCAUCCGGACUUUGAGUAUUUUUUCCUCAUCAUAUGUGACUUUAAGAACAGAUCUUACAUAACAAUGUUGUAAAUUAAAGAAAUUAUAAUUACAGGCAAACUUCAGCACAAGGAGCUUUCCUUGUCAAACGUGCCAUCUGGUGUUCAUUCUCUCUGACCUCUUAAUUUCUAUUAUCAUCGAAUUAUCAUAAACUUAUGUACAGAAGUGUCAACACGUGUUUAUUUCAAUGAGGUCCGACAUGUGCUCUGUCUUGUUUUUUA
Messenger RNA from Xiphias gladius (swordfish), 2230 nucleotides. RefSeq names its product emerin (Emery-Dreifuss muscular dystrophy) (gene emd). NCBI's taxonomy places the organism in Eukaryota, Metazoa, Chordata, Actinopteri, Istiophoriformes, Xiphiidae. The record is from RefSeq and is a predicted model, not a curated record. The coding region runs from base 465 to 1052 and encodes 195 amino acids. The transcript is spliced from 6 exons.